AUGCCUCGAGGUAAGAAGAGUAAGCACCAGGCCCGUGACAAACGCUACCAGGAACGAGAAGAGCCCCGGAAUCCAGCAGGUGCUCAAGCCACUGCAGCAGUGGGAGGAGAGUUCUGCUCUGCCUUCUCUCCUCGUUUCCAGAGCUCAUCUGCUGCUGGGUCAAACGGCAAUCCCCAGGGUCCUCAGAGAGCCCCAUCCACUGUCACUACUGCAACAAGAUCGAAUGAAGGUGCCAACUACCAAGUGGAGGAAAGGCCAAGAUUCCCCCAGGCCCAGCCAGCCUCCGGGCGUGCCACUGAGCCCCUCCACAGAAGCCCUCUAGAGGAGAAGGUGAUGCUCUUGGUAUAUUACCUACUACACAAGUAUCAAAUGAAAGAGGCCAUUACCAAGGCGGAAAUGCUGAGAAAUGUCAUCCAAGGGUACAGAAGUUGCUUCCUUGAGAUCCUCAAGAGAGCCUCUGACCACCUGGAGAUGGUCUUUGGCCUUGAUGUGAAGGAAAUGGAUCCUUACCGGCACAUCUACAUUCUUGUCAACAAACUGGAGCUGAGCUACGAUGCAAUGCCAAGUGAUGAUGACAGAGGGGUCCCCAAGACUGGCCUGUUGAUGACUGUUCUGGGUGUGAUCUACACCAAGGGCAAUUGUGCCACUGAGGAGCAAGUCUGGCAAAUGCUGAAUGUGAUAGGGCUAUAUCAGCGGAGGUAUCACUUCAUUUUUGGCGAUCUCAAGAAGCUUAUCACCAAGGAUUUGGUGAAAGAGAAGUACCUGGAGUACCGCCAAGUUCCCAACAGUGAUCCUCCCCACUAUGAAUUCCUGUGGGGCCCAAGAUCCCACGCUGAGACCACCAAGAUGAAAGUGCUGGAAUUUCUGGCCAAGAUCCACAAUACCGUUCCGAGUGCUUUCACGCCCUGGUAUGAAGAGGCUGUAAGAGAUGAGGAAGAGAGAGCACGGGCCAGAGCAGCAGCCAGAGCUCGUACUGCUGCCAUGGCCAGUGCGCGCUCCAGGGCCAUGCUCAGCAGGUCCUCCCACACUAAGUGA
Messenger RNA from Rhinolophus ferrumequinum (greater horseshoe bat), 1035 nucleotides. Its product is annotated as melanoma-associated antigen B10-like. The transcript has a single exon. Gene Ontology annotation, biological process: negative regulation of transcription by RNA polymerase II. The record is from RefSeq and is a predicted model, not a curated record. Gene Ontology annotation, cellular component: nucleus. Bases 1 to 1035 code for a protein of 344 amino acids. Lineage: Eukaryota; Metazoa; Chordata; Mammalia; Chiroptera; Rhinolophidae.